CUUGUCCACGUGGGCUUUUGCACAUGUGUAACUAUCCCCACAUCCACCGAAAACGUUCAUUUAUUCAUGCAAUGAACUCCCAAUCUGCCGCCAACUUCAUGUUUCAACUGGAAGAAACUAAAGUCAGGCCUCCAUGGGUCUGAAAUAUAUAAACCACCUCUGCGAAUCAUUUCGCUCACAUUGUUCCCUUCCUCUCAUACUCCUCCUCUCUGCACCGCUACAGCUCUUGUCGUAUCACUGUGGGAGCCAAGUGCACGCACAGCUUGCCGAGAUGAAGAAGGCAGCAGCCAUUGAACCCCAGGAGUUCGUGCAUCUCUCCAAGACCUGCACUAAAUGUGUCGAACCAGUCAAGGAGCCGUUGAGGCAGAGCGGCUAUUCUGCUUGUGACCAAGAUGAAGGUCUCCAGCUUCCUUGUGAAUAUGUGGAUGGUGAGCCAUGUUUAAGCAAUACCGUCGAGUGGGCUGUGGCUUGUGAGCGAGAUCAAUGGAGUCGUGCCAUUGCUGGGCGUGUGAAUGUGGCGCCACGGCAUUUGUCUGCCGAAGCUGAGACUCUUUUGUCUGCUACUCUCAUUCAUGAGGGUAUGCAUGGAAGAAAUAAGCCAAAUUUUAGAGGGAAAAUGCGGCGGAAUUGAGCACGGCUGGAGGGGAGGUACCCAGACCGAGUACAUACAAAUUUUGGGUAUGAUCAUUUGAGGGUGUGUCUUACUAUUUCGAGAUAGGGGUUCGCAACCGUAACUUCAAGCUGCGCUCGUGCUAUUACAAGCACGGAGACCGAUACCCGAGAUGUGUUGAAGAACGAGAACUUCGAAGAAAGCGUACCAAUUACUCAUGCCACCAUCUGUGGGAGAGUAUGAAGUUUGCUUCACUGCAUCAUGUUCAUUACCUCAAGUAUUGAAAUGUUUCUGUUGUUUCAAAUGUUGGGUUCCUCUGCUAGGUCUUGAACAUUUUUUGCAUGUUGAAUUUGAAUUUUAAUUCAAAAGUGCUUCAAUCCAAUACAAAGUGCUCAAAAACA
This is a messenger RNA of Physcomitrium patens, 1011 nucleotides long. RefSeq lists its product as uncharacterized. Lineage: Eukaryota; Viridiplantae; Streptophyta; Bryopsida; Funariales; Funariaceae. The record is from RefSeq and is a predicted model, not a curated record.